GCGGGUGCGUGGUCGGUGUGUGUGCGAGCACGAGCGGAAACGGCGUUUGUUGUUCUUCCCUCUGUUUCCGAGACGUUCAGGGUCUAAACGGGUUCAACAGCCGCGUCUGCAUGUUGCUGCCAAUUCCCGCAAUAACCCGUCUUCUACCGCCCCCGAAUGAAGAUUAACAGGUAUGCCAAAGGAAAAAUAUGAUCCUCCAGAUCCCCGCAGAUGUUACACCAUCAUGCCAGCCGACGAGGCGGCAAGUGGGAAGAAGUCUCACUGGUCCGAGCUCGAGAUAUCUGGGCGGGUGAGGAGCCUGAGCAGCUCAUUGUGGACACUCACCCACCUCACAGCGCUGCACAUCAAUGACAAUAACCUGACCCGCAUCCCGCCAGACAUCGCCAAGCUGCCCAACCUGGUCUACCUGAACCUGUCGUCCAAUAAGCUCCGCAGUCUGCCCGCCGAACUGGGCAACAUGGUCUCUCUCAGGGAAUUGCUUUUAAACAAUAAUCUUUUACGAGUUCUGCCUUACGAACUUGGAAGGCUUUUCCAGUUACAAACCCUCGGGCUAAAAGGAAAUCCUUUGUCCCAAGACAUCCUCAAUUUGUACCAGGAGCCAGAUGGAACCAGAAAGCUUUUGAACUACAUGCUCGACAAUCUAGCAGUGCACCCAGAGCAGCUCCCCCAAAGACCUUGGAUCACUCUGAAAGAGCGAGACCAAAUGAUCCCCACCGCUGUGUUCACGGUUAUGUGCUACAACGUGCUGUGCGACAAGUAUGCCACGCGACAGCUGUAUGGUUACUGUCCAUCCUGGGCCUUAAACUGGGAGUACAGGAAGAAGGGAAUCAUGGAGGAAAUCACCAGCUGUGACGCUGACAUCAUCAGCCUACAGGAGGUGGAGACAGAGCAGUACUACACGUUGUUUCUGGAAACACUAAAGGAGCGCGGCUACGACGGCUACUUCUGUCCAAAAUCUCGUGCCAAACUGGUUUCAGAACAGGAGAGGAAACAUGUGGACGGCUGUGCCGUGUUCUUCAAGACUGAGAAGUUCACUUUGAUCCAGAAACACACUGUGGAGUUCAAUCAGGUAGCCAUGGCUAACUCUGAGGGUUCAGAGGUCAUGCUGAACAGAGUGAUGACCAAAGACAACAUUGGGGUGGCCGUGCUGCUCGAGGUCAAUAAGGACAUGUUCUCCGGGGGCAUGAAGCCGCCUCAGGAGAGGCAGCUCAUCCUGGUGGCCAACGCCCACAUGCACUGGGACCCCGAGUACUCGGACGUUAAGUUGAUCCAAACCAUGAUGUUCCUGUCAGAGUUAAAGAGCAUUGCUGAGAGGGCCUCGGGCUCUGUGGCAACGGGAUCGCCGACCUCUGACCCGUCCUCAAUCCCCAUCGUCCUGUGCGCUGACCUCAACUCGCUGCCUGACUCCGGUGUGGUGGAGUAUCUGAGCAACGGAGGAGUGGCCGAGAACCACAAGGACUUUAAGGAGCUACGCUACAGCGAAUGUCUGACCAACUUCAACUGCAACGGCAAGAACGGAAACUCGGAUGGAAGCAUCACACACAGCUUCCAGCUUAAGAGCGCCUACGACAGCAAUCUGAUGCCUUACACCAACUACACAUAUGACUUCAAGGGUGUGAUCGACUACAUCUUCUUCUCCAAGACCCACAUGAGCGUCCUGGGCAUGCUCGGACCGCUCGACAGCCAGUGGCUCAUAGACAACAACAUCACGGGCUGCCCCCACCCGCACAUCCCCUCGGACCACUUCUCCCUGCUGGCCCAGCUGGAGCUGCACCCUCCCCUGCCCCACCCGCUCAACCCCCUCAACGGGCUGCACCUGCCGGUCCACAGGUAGUGCAGCCUGAGAAUGAGAGAGAGCGCCCCGCCUACCCCUUUUUACCCCACCUUUUAAACACUGUCCCACCCUCCUCCUCCCUCCAGCUUUAUACAGGACUCUGUACAGUUUACCGAUCACGUUAAACUCGGACACCAUCUGACCGCCUCUAACCCCAAAAGGAGUGAAGUAUUUGCCCCGGGUGUUGCUCCUUUUUAUGUUUUUGCACACUGUAUAUUUUUAUUUUUUUCCUUUCUCCCUUUGAAAAGGCUUGAUACCAAAUGUUGGGCUUGGGAUGAAGCAUUUCCCAACGUCUGUUUUGUUUUUUUGUUUUUGGCUUAGUUGUAAUCAUGGCCGCUUAAAGAUUCCACAACAACAAACUAAUACUAACAACUGUUUAAGGUAAAUCUACUACACAAAUGUAAGCGUCAUUUCACACAGCUGUGAAAUUUUUAGAGUACAGACACGUGAUCGUAUUAAUGCUGCACAGUUUAUAGAGCUGAAACCUGCUUUCACUCACAGAUUAACUGACAGGUAUUUAAUUGAACGGGGGUUCAACACUACAAAAACAAAACCCUCAAACUUUUGGAUGUUAUAGGAGAAUGUAGAAGGAUUGUUUCUGUUGGUAAUUUUUUGGCAAAAAGGUCCUUAUUUGAGAUUCAAAAAACUAAUUUGAUAAUAAGUAGGGAAAUGGGUGCAAAUUUUUAAGGAUAAAAUGUGCAAACUGGGUGUUUUUUAAAAAAAAUAAUGCUAUUUAGCAUUGAGGUAUGCGUCAUCCUGGAUCCAUGUUUAGAAUUAGGCCGAUGUCACUCAGCAUUCUAUGAAUUUCUUUCACUUUACCUCGGUGCGGUACAUGUCUUUUAUAAAAGGUUUUUUUCUUUUUGCAAAGGCUUUUGUUCUCUGCAGCUCUGAAGUAAUAAAACAAUCAGUUGUUCGAAUAUUUUUCUAAGCAUUGCAGGCAGAUUUGCUCAGACACUGCCUUUUUCCUGACAUCCACAAACAGUCUGCUUCACAGUUUUAGCUUUUCAUGCUGUGGUUUUUAAACCCCUGAUCUGCCUGGCCAAAGAAUCCCCCACAGCACGUGACAUGUCCUCCGUCAGUAAUAAGACCUUUAUUUAUCGGUGCCAGAGAGAAAACGUAUAUCGUUUAAUGUUUUAGUCGAUGUUUCCUGACCAAGAGGCUGAAUGUAUUUACUAAAAAGGCUCGCUAUGAAUUUGGUUCUCUGAGCCGAUUAAUGCCAGAUCCCUGUGGACUCUAAACUUUGUGUAUUUGUGUCAGAUGAUUAGAAGGAAUAGCUCUUUAUUCUGUAAGUCGUAACUCAGGGCUAUGCUAUGCAUCCAGCAGCACCUUUCACACUAAAGACUCUCAGAGUCACGUCGUACGAGCAAAACCAAACAGGAAGCUACUGUUCUGAAAAAGCACAGGUAAUGUAUGUGUUUGCAUACAGAUAUGCUGUUGUUCAUCUUGUCGUUAUAGAAGUCCCAGGACUUUGUGCAUUUUUGAUAAAAUACUGAUGCACUUUUACUCCUAACCUGGGAAAAUCAAAUUUGUCCUAAUUUUAGAAGGUACAAAUAAAGCAUAUUUGAUCAGUUUUAAUUGAAUAAGACUUUAGUUUGCUUUAAGGCCUUUAGAGAGGCUGACACGAUGAAUGAAAGGGAUCGGACUGGGUGUCAGUACUACAUGUUUUCAGUGCCAGUACAAAGAAAAUGAGAAAUUAUUUUUUAAGAUGGAGAGGGAGGAACAUAAAUGUUUUGGGGGUUUUUCUCAAAAAAAUCUUCUCAAAUGUUUAAACCAGCAUCCAAAUCCACACACUAAAAUCUGUAUCCUGUUUAUUUUGGGAACUUUGCUCUAGUCUCUGCCCUUUUUAACCCGUUGUGUGGUUUCUGUCAGCUGUUAAAUUCUUAAAACAGAAUAUCACUCUUUCAAUACACUGGUCACAAUUCAGCUAUGCAAACUGAGACAACUGGACAUGGCUUGUAUUAAAGUGGAUGUUAUGUAUUUCCAGCUCAAUCUACCAGAGUAGCUUUGUAUGAAUACUGUUCAGAAUAAUCCUUAUUUAUCUUACACUGGGCCUUACUGCAGCCGCUUAGUUCCUCCUCUGUUUGAAACGACUAGUUUUAGCUCCUCUCUCAUUGAGUUCAAGUACGGCAUGUGGACCAGUGGCGGCUCGUAGUAACAAGGAAAGUUGAAGUACAUGUAAAGUGUUCAUAAAGCAGCACAGAGGAGACCAAAAGAGCUUUCCUCUUGAGUUUUAACCCUUCUGUUGUAUCUGUCAUAACAGACACUGUUGGUGCCAAGAAAUAUCACCUCAUUAAAUACCAUUAAAUUUAAAAACCAGGACAAAAAUAAUGAACCUGACUAUCUAAAUGUGUCUGUGCAGCCCUCAAUCAUACUCUUCCUGCUUUAUGACCACCCUCUCUUUAAGUCAGCUUUCUUCUGAUUGGCUGCCCCUCUUAAAUUGCAGCUAGGUGGGGCUUCUGUGUCUGAGAUGACCAAAUCAAGGAUAUCCAUCUUUUGGCCUCAUACAGACCUAAGAGUAGGAAAAAAAAAGAAAAAGAAAAGCUAAGCUUAAUGCCACCACUCAGCUGUUUAGCUCCCUUUCCCCUUCUCUUCAAGUCAAAUUUCUUCUGAUUGGUUGCCCCUCAAAAACAGCCGGUGGGUGGCGCUUCUGUGCCAGCAUGACCUUAUUUGGCAAGUCUUCUCCAUUUGGCCUCAUAAAGAAACGAGGGUUAAAAAAACUGUCUGAAGCAGUCUGAAGCACGGGAUUUAAGCUCACAGGCGUUACUUGUACAUAUGUUGACUUCAAUAUUUGAAACCUUGGACAUAUUUACUAUGAACAUUGUGUCCUAUUAUUUUCUUUUUACCCCUCAUUUCUACACUGGAAGAGGAAAAGUUGAAAAGACUGGGAACCACUGGUCUGAACACAGAAAAGUUGAGCUUAUUUAAAUCAGGAACCAUCUGAUUUCAAAGAAUGAAUUCAAAACAUCUGAUAUUAAACACCAGCUUUUUCUACACAUUUUAACUGGUACAGCAUGAUGGUUGACACCCAGUCCUGUCUGUGCAGGCAGAUGUGCCUCUCAGUGAUAAACAUAUCUGGCAUAUUUCAUACUGCAGUGUCUAGUAAACCCGGAUUAGUUAAACCAGUCUAAGCUUUUCCUGUGUUUGAAAGCCAUAAUUCUGGGAUACGUGGUGUCAGCACAGCGCGGCGUGUAACCAUGUAGCUGCAGCUUUAAAUCGCAGGUUCUUCACUUUAACUGGCCUUCUGUUGCACAUGAUUUAACGCUAAUGAGUUCACCUCUGGGUUCGGUGGAUUCGAUCCUGGUGAGCAUUUAGAGGCCUAUACUUCACUCCUGAACUAACCUCACAGGGUUUUUAUUUCCUGGUUUUUGUACCACAGCUGUACAUAAAUGAAUCUGUCUUUGAUGACGGCGUGUCUUUCACAUCUGUGAGGGGAAUGUACCAUUCUCCUGAUAAAGGGGCGUAAAA
Molecule: messenger RNA, 5299 nt
Organism: Oreochromis niloticus (Nile tilapia)
Lineage: Eukaryota; Metazoa; Chordata; Actinopteri; Cichliformes; Cichlidae
Gene: cnot6l
Product: CCR4-NOT transcription complex, subunit 6-like
Exons: 12
Coding region: 173-1834 (553 amino acids)
Molecular function (GO): 3'-5'-RNA exonuclease activity; protein binding
Source: RefSeq, a predicted model, not a curated record